UGUAUUUUUGUUCCGUCACAUUUCUACACAGAGUGAAAAGCAAUCGUGACCAGUUAGUUAAGACUCACUCGCGUUCGUACACAGACAACAACGUUCUUGCUAAAAGUAUCUUUUUAGUUGCAAAUACAAAACUCGCCGGAAACCAUACAAAAAUAUAUACAUCUAUAAGAUACAAAAACAAAAAAUAUAAAUAAACAGCAAAAAAAUAAAUACAAUGUAUUGGCUAAAUACAAAAACAAUACAAUAUUUUUUUACUUAAAAAAUCUGAUUGUAUGAGAAUAUUUUAAGCAAAAAAAAAAAAAAAGCAAUGAAAUAAAAAAAGCAUUACUCUAAAAAAAGUAUAGUCGUAUAAAACGUGACACUAUAUAAUGUUGACAAUCAUUCACUCAUUCACCAAGUGUAUCAAACGUUGUGUUACAAAACAAUACAUUCUAUCAAUAUUCUUUCAAGGAUAAAUCCUGUCAACUGCAUUAAGGAUUUGAAAAAUAUAACAGUUUAAAUGCAAUUUAAAAAAUAACUAAAUUUUAAAAAUAGUAGUAAACUUAAGAAAUUGACAAGUAGCUGUGAAAUUAGCGGAAUAAAAAAGUGUUUAAACAUUUUAAAUAUAAACAAAAAUUUGUUAAUUAGUUCAUUUAUCUUUCAUGCAUUGUGGAUGCUCGUCACUUUUUUUUUGAAAAAAAAUCAUCGCUCAGUGAAUGAAUUAUUUUCUUCCAUUCGAUUUUGUUACAAAGAACAACAAAGACUAAAUAAAUAAGAAAUAAACAAAAAUCAAGAAAAGGAAAAAAAAAACUCUUAAAUAAAUAACAAAAAAGUCAAAAAGAUAAACAAACUGAACAAAUCUAAAUCUGUAUCGUUUAAAUACGUCUGGCAAAAUCAUUGUUGAUAUUUUGCCAUUACCACACUUUCUGAUCGUUUUUUAUUAUUAUUUUGUUAAAAAUUUUCUCAUCUGGUUGGUGUAUUUUAAACCAAACUAAGUGCUCUAAUUAAAUUUUUAAUACAAAUUUAUUACCGUGAAAAAUUGUUUGCCAGUUUUCCUUCAUUAAUAAGACAACACACCGCCAGCUUCAUCAUGGAAAUUGAAAAUCUUCCACAAAUGCUAAAAAAUAAUCGCACAUUUGCUGAUAAUGAUGCGAUUAUGAUCGAAAAGAGAUAUACGCUUUCGGAUUUAUAUCCAAUUGCGAGACUUACCCAAAAAAUGGACAGUGUUUUAAAUGUUUCCUCCACGGCCACCACCACCACACAAGUACCUAAAUCUGAUGAUUUACCUUACACAGUGGAAUGUGUUAAACCCGAAGAUUCAGAAAAAGUUGUUGAAAUGUUGAAAGCAUUUUUCUUUAAG
Messenger RNA from Lucilia sericata (common green bottle fly), 1339 nucleotides. Its product is annotated as dopamine N-acetyltransferase-like. The transcript has 2 exons. Lineage: Eukaryota; Metazoa; Arthropoda; Insecta; Diptera; Calliphoridae. The record is from RefSeq and is a predicted model, not a curated record. The annotation marks the transcript as partial.